Molecule: messenger RNA, 4870 nt
Organism: Pocillopora meandrina
Lineage: Eukaryota; Metazoa; Cnidaria; Anthozoa; Scleractinia; Pocilloporidae
Source: the annotation of a GenBank genome assembly
UGUUGUUGUCCUAAUUCUGUUGGAAAAAUUGUCGCUACCUAAAUUUAAAUAACGCUAUUUGAGGAAUAGUUAAACAAGGUGAGAAUUAACAUUACAAUUGGAGAUGUAAGCGUCUGGCGGGCUGCUUUGACUUUUUGCAAAAUGAGCAGCCUAAAGAUUAGACAAGAAUCUAGCGACAGACAAAGUAUGUCACCGAAAGGACAGCGUUUACAGCGAGGGCAAUUCGACGAAGCCGUUUCUUGCGUGGCAAAUACUAAGUAACCACCGGGCGCUGGCUUCAAUUGCAUAAUCAGUCAUAAUUUUUAAAUUAUGACUGAUUAAGCGGUGCUUUACAGGUCUCUAUCGUUAUUGUUUGAUUGCCGCGUAAAAGUUAAAUAUUUUGGCGGCCUUCUGCCUGUAAGACUCGCAUUUAAAAAGCGAAAUCAAGUACUCUUGACCGACGUUUUCCUUCAAAUCGUGGCUCGUAAAUUGAAAAAUAUGUCAGAUGUGCGCCUGCUAAAAAUUCAUCUUGCCCCGAGGCAGGAUGACGGCGCCUUUAAAGAUUGGUAAGGUUUAACAAAAUUUGGCACGGAAAAAAAUUACCGGACACAUUUGAGACAGAUUUUAUUCGCAUAAUAAGAAAAAUUUUCCUAGUGCUCCCGAGCCGUCAUAUUUCGCUAAUCGCGGCGAUCGGCGUUGAAAAUCGCCAAGUAUGUCGGCAAAACUUAGAAACAACCACACGUGAAAUCGAAAUGAAUAGCCAAUGAAAAAAUAUAUUUUUCCGAUUUUCGCCGUUAACUAACAACGAAAAUCAGAUGAGUUCAAUAUAUAAGGCAAACUUUUAGCAUAAAAUGUUUUAUAUCUAUAUAUAUAAAGGAAAUUUAAUGGAAAAUUAGCGAUGAUGAAAACACCGCCUCUAAUUCUGUAGUUUAGAUCGCUUCGGUGACUUCACGUUGCUGUUGGAAUUAUUGCGGUUGAAUGUUGCAGUUGCGAGGUAUGUUGAUUGGUUGAAAAUUGGACACCUGUCAAAUAAAGAUCAGAAGGAUGGAGCUUCAAGAGCUCUCUCUUGGGUGCGUCAUCACACAAAGUGAAUAAAGUUCAUGUUGCGGGUUUUGAGAAUGAGCGACGUGGCUUCUAUGCUGAAAAUGACCAUAUUUAAGCUUAGUGCUAUCAUAUUUAUCUAUGGAGGUGAGUAUUAGGGUUCCUUGUUUAUAGCGAGUACUGUAGUUGUAAUUUGCUUUAGCUGGCUCUUCGGAAUUAGUUGUUUACAAGGUACAAUAAGUCGAACAAUUUCUACCAAGGACGUGUUUUAUAAGCUAAUGUUUCCUCCAUUAUCUCCUCGGGAUAUACGCUAUCAUGAUCACUGUCCAUGAACUUUAAGGGGGUAUUAAUUUGCCUCUUAUUUUUACUUGACCUAAAGUCAUUGAUCGCUCGUAAACGACCGAACGAAGCAAGAUAUGUCAUUGCAUAAAUCAAGCACAUGGUUUUUACUGUCACAUGACUGUGUGAUUCUGUGAUGCUCUCCCGAUCACACAUGCGCAAUGGAAUAACCCUUAGAGAGUUUCUUGCUAUCUGCUCAUCACUCUAAUCGUUAUUUAUCGUUAAAUUCCCCAAUAUUGGUUCAAAUACCGCUGUCUAGUGAUUGUCCAAUCAUUUUGUUAUUUUGCUUAGAACGGCUGUGAAGUAGACUUUACUGGGAUCGACUCAUUAUGGGUAUUUCUUGGGAGUUAGAUCAGUAAUCUGUUCUUAUUGAUCACAGUCGAUAUUUUUCAUCUACUUCCCAGGUGUUAUGGGACAUGCUGUUGUCAAUUUUGCAGCUGCUGAGAAUUAUUCUGGCAAGUUCACAACUACAUUUUGUUUAAAAUUCAUCUCACUAGCAUUGAUUUUCUAAGGCAUAUAUAAAUGUCUGAUAUCAAAAUCAAUUCUAUGUCCACUAAUUUACGUUAACUUUGAACCUACAUAUCCUAUAGCUCUUUGCAUCAAUCAGUCCUUCUGUGCAUUUACAAGGACUUACCUAUAGCCCAUUAGCAGACCAGUAGCUGGGAAUGAACCACCUUUCAAUCAUGCUCGAGCUAGGCAGCAGCCAUUACCAUCGAAAGAAAGGGCCUUUAUAUGAUUAUAUAGCUCAUGUUUUUUGACCCAGAAUUAAACUGAAAGUGACCUUGGUAUUAAAAGCAUAUACUCUCCAUCGCUUUUCUUGGAUAUACAGCUGAUAGUAACUCAUUCUCUUACAUGGCAGUUUCUGGACUAUGUCUUUGUAUGUACCAAGGUAUAAAUUGCCUUAUUUGCUUAAAAUGAAUAUGCUUUUGGGAGCUUAUCAAUUUCCCAGGGUCUCAUCAUGGAUUUCUUUUUAGAGAAGGGCAAGGGAGGUUACCAAAAACAAAAAGCUUUGUGACGGCUGCCAGAAAAGUGAAUACCUGAGAUACAGUCGGCAUCUUUUUGUUGAAGAUUGCUGAUUUUUCCUUGAUGUAAAUAUAUGUAGUUAAAACUUUGGGACAGAAUACUGUUUUCUAGACAUUUCCUAUAGUAUUCACAAGGUGAAUUUGUUUAACAAUCAAGAGCCUCUUUAGGUGGUGAUCAUUUCAUUUAUUCUUGUAGCCUUAAUGAGGGAUUCAGGGAUGAUAUUCUCAGGAGAAAUUAGAUGCUAGUCACUCUUAGGGGUUAAAGGGUUAAAGAUUUUGGACAGAAAUGAUAGGGUGCCAACAUGCAAGUUUUUUAGCUUUUUGUAUGUGUUAUUAUAAACAGGAAAUGGUGUGCAAUGUUAUGCUGGCAAACCACCUUAAAACAGGAUUACAGUGUUACAUGUGGUCAAUUAAUUACAAUGUCAUGUACAUUUUUGCACAGAAAUGCUACUCAAUAUGAAUCAGUGGCUUCAUAGGUUUUAUUUUGGGAAAGUGGGAGAAAAGAGGGUGUAUUUCAGAGGGGGUGGGUGGGGCUAAUCAGACAGGGCAUGUGAGUUAUUGAAUGAAGGAAUGGCAUUAUUUCAAAGCUAGUUAAAUCAAGUAAGUGACAGAAAAUAAUUUUGAUUAAUAAUUUAUUAUUCGGUAAACCUUCAAAAUUUUCUUCAACAGUUCCUCUAGGAGGAACAUGGAAUAUCCAACUCCACAUAACAGACCCAAGGGUAGAUUAUGUCUACCUCAAAAGAGAGGGUAGAAACCAUUCUGAAAAUCGCCUCAUAAAGCUUAACAGAGGUGAAUCUGGAAAUGGCACAUGUUACAAACAGGCACCUGGGUGCCACAAGUAUUACAGUCUUCGCCACAUUGGAGAAAAUGUUAUACAAAUCACAAUGAGACUACUUUUAAAGUCGAUGGAGGGUGUUUAUGGACUGUACGACUACUGCUAUUGGGCAGACCACAACUGUACCAGAGAUGGGCCUAUUAAGACAUUUUUGUUAAUCAUUGAAGGUAAAGUCAGAUGGUUUACUUAUUUUUAGAUAAUUCAUUUGUUGCUAGAAUACCCCAGUGGUCACUUAGUACAUUGUCUUACCCUACAUGUGAUGCAAACAUUGACCGUACCAUAAUUUGUUUCCAAUAAAUGCAGAUGAUCCCAAUUUUUGGCCAAGAGUGAGCUAUUGUGGUUUGAGAUGGACAAGUAGCUUAGCCUAUAUGGGGUAUUAGCAGAAGUUAACAAUAAGUAAUUUCCAUUGAAAUUGUACAUUUGCAGUGACCUCAUGCAAUUUUCUUCAUAUAGUUAUGGAAGAGAAUAACCACAAAGUUCUACCAUUCCUAUAAACUGCUCUGAGAAAACCUUCUCAUUUUCUUAAUUGCAGAUGAGCAAAACACUCCACAAGGAGAAAAAGAAAAUAUGACAGAGGAAAGUCCCACACAAGUGGUUUUCACUGGAUCUGCAAUGAACAUUCAACAAUCAGCUUGGUUAGGUAAUGCUAAUUUGAGCCAUAUGCAAAUCCUCAGCUUCUGCAGAAAAAUAUUUUGAUUUUAGGCCAAUGCAUGCUGUUUUAAAUACAGUGUAAGUUGUUUUUAUCAUUCUUACCACAAAAAGCCAGCAAAGUUCAUGUCAUGAAUUUCAUUACUCCUUUAAUUAACUUGCAAGACCUGUAUUCUUACCCUAUGGCCAGUGGACAAAUUUUGCUGUAAAUUAGUUGGGAAAUUGUGUGGUGUUAGUUAUCAUCCCCUUGUUCUACCUUGUCACACUAUUCUCAUCAGCUCAGUGUUUGCCUUAAAAAAAUUGUUCAAAUUUGAUUAAUCAUUGUUUGUACCAUAAUCUUAUCACUUUCCAUAAGUAUAAUCAACAUGCUUAAACUUAUAUGGUUACUUUUCUUUUACUUUCAGCAAAAUUAACAUCUGUGUCAAUGGUUGUUGUGCCAUACUGGGUUUUUUAACUGACAGCUUAAGAUUGAUACUCUGCAAGAAGGAGCCAGAUUAAAAUUUGAGGACAGGCAGGUUCACUGAUUUGGCUCAAAUUUUGCAUGUACAGUGUAAACUUGGGUAGAGGUUGUUAUCAAAUUAUGUUAUAUUUAAAGGUUGAAAUUUAUUUUUUUGUGGGAAAUAGCUUCUCACUGCGAUUUGGAGCCCAUCUGGGCAUGGAUUUCCUUUUCUUUCUCAUUUAUGUAUCUGUUUUUGCUAUAAAACAAUUCUGCAACUCUUCUUCUGUGUUUUGAAUAUUAAAUUUUGUAGAAAAUAUAAAGGGAAGGGUUUAAACCCACCAUUCAAUUUACUCAGUUUUAGGAGUUUUAAGAUUCCUGAGAUUUUACUGGUGUUGUUUAAAAGCCUCUCCCUUGAACCAGUUACCAAAGCUUACAAAGUACAGUUGCAUAAAUUAGUUUUAUAGAAAUAUUUGUACAGGUGUUAUUUGCUUUUGGUCAAAAUACAUAGUAACAAAUGUUACUGACAACCUUUUCUUGCUGUCAGCUGGUGCAUGAAAGCCAAGUUAG